AUGUCGCUGCCAACCACCACCACCACCACCACCAUCCCGCCGGACGGCCUGCGGGUGCAUGGAAUCCCCCCCAAGUUUGACGAGUCGAAAGCGAAUUGCACCUCUGCUAUCUUGUUGACGCUGGACGAUGACUUUCUGCGAGAUGCGCGGAAGGUGUCGAGUAUGCACUUCCUCACGGGGAAUACACCGAAAAUCCGACUGGGAAAGCGAACCAUCGACCUCACCCUCUCCUCAGAAGCCUUUCGUCAUGAGUUGUUCACGGCCUCCGAGGGUACGCUGGACUUUGCCGGAGUCAUGAGCCAUCGGGGCCAGGUCAAGACGGUGGACAGGAAACAGAGCGAGGGAGCUGAUGUAGCGCUGGCCGCUUUACAAAACACCUUGGCCUCGUAUCAGCAGGAAAAGCAGGCCAAGGCCGUCAACAUCUCGAGCUCCAUCAUUGCUGCUCCCGAGAACCGCUUCAAGGCUGCGAAGCAGGCACAGCGUCGUGGCUUGCUGGGAUCCCACGCGGCCAGUCCGUUGAAUGCGGCGGGUGCAUCUCAUCUCGGUGCCGGUCCCACUUCAUUCCCCACCACCGACUCGGCCGUCAAGAUCCAAGCCAUGCGUACACCCCUCAUCCAUCUCUUGGCAAUGCGGCCGCUGAAGCAGGAGGACAUAAUCCAAAAGACUCGCAUCCCAAAGGAGGACUUGGAUGAGAUUCUGGUCAAGGUGGGGAAGCAGGUGGAUGGGAAAUGGCAGUUGACGGAUCGCGCGUGUAAAGAGUUGGAUGUGUACAAGUUUGGAUACAAAUCGCAAGAGGACAGACAGGCUGCCAUUGACACGGCCAUCAGAGCGUAUGAUCGGAUGCGGCUGGGAAAGGACGAGAAGAUUUGGCAGAUGUUGCUGCCACAGGAGGAGAGAGGCAAGGGUGUGGUCUUGUCCAAGCUACACCUGGGCGCCGGGGGAGCAGCACGAGGCUUGACGCCCAACUAUGGAGCGAGUCCGAUGUUGGGUGGUGAUACAUCUGCGGAAAAGGGAGGAGCCAGUGCAUCGAAUACGCCCAAGAUUACUGGAGCGUUAUCCAAGACCCUCUUCGCAAAGGACCCGAAGAAAGCGCGUGCCGCUGAAGAGGCCAAAGAGAGGAAACGGAAAGACCGAGAGGCCAACACCAGUGACAAGGAAGGGGGAAAUCCCAUCCGGAAGAAGCAGACGACCAAGACGAAUAAUCCCAAGGUCAAAUCCGCCGAACUCGUCCACAGUUCUGAUGAAGACAGCAUAUCAUCAUCAGGUGCGAGCAAGGAUAUUGGGAGGUUGCCGAAAGCGUCUCCAAACGAGCGAAAGCCUUUGGCAGGCACGGCGAAGGCGAAGCCUGCUACCACAACAACAUCAUCAUCAUCAACAACGACAUCCAAUACGAAUAAUGCUGCAGCAAAAACAACAAAAGCCAAAACCACCACCACCACCGGGACCCUAUCCAAGAUCGCUGCACCGAAAACGCAUGCCCUGCCCGCCAAACCCAGCCCAUCUCUCCUCACAUCCACCGUCAGAGUCACGAAACCUGCCAGCAUUGGCAAAAACACGCCAUCUACAUCUACAUCUACAUCUCAAGGCCGAAGCCAGCUCAGUCCACAAAAUCGAAACAGCCGGCCAAACGUGCCAUCACCACUAGGAGCAGCUCGUCCUCGCACCACCUCCGAUGUCUCAACCACAGGCCCCCAACAACGAGUGAAACCUGGUGCAGAGACUCCCAAAGGGUUGGGAAUCACGAAUGGCGUCAGGAAGCGCCAGGAUACCACCACAAGCAACGGAUCGACUUCCUCGGACAGAAUACACGAGAAGAAGCCCAACGGGAAUGGAAUCCGCAAACCCACCACCACCACCAACGGCACAAACCUCYCCAAAGCCCCCAUGACCAACGGCACCUCUCACAAACCAGAAGUGACCACCAAACGCAAAGCCGUCGAUUCCACGCCCCAACAAACCUCUCGCGAGAACAACGUCAAACAUCGCAAAACAGCCUCCAACUCCUCGGAGAAAUCCCACGCCAGUUCGGUCGGAGCGCGCAGUAGCGUGGAAGAAGGCGGACGCGCUCGCAGCGACUCCGCCGCCUCACUCAUCGAAAACAUCACGUAUCGCCAGGGCGUCAAUAUGGCGCGACAAUUCCGCGAUUCGUAUUAUCCGCAGUAUGCGAGGGUUUAUGAUGAGCAGGCCGCGAUGGAGGAGCGCGGGGAGGAGGUUCCGCGGGCUGAGAGGGAAAGGUUGUGGGCGUUGCAUCGGAGGUUGGAGCAGAUGAAGAGGGAAAUUAAGGCGGCUAGUUUGAGGGAGGGGGAUGAGGAUUGA
Molecule: messenger RNA, 2316 nt
Organism: Ramularia collo-cygni
Lineage: Eukaryota; Fungi; Ascomycota; Dothideomycetes; Mycosphaerellales; Mycosphaerellaceae
Exons: 2
Coding region: 1-2316 (771 amino acids)
Source: RefSeq, a predicted model, not a curated record